This is a messenger RNA of Thalassophryne amazonica, 1162 nucleotides long. Its product is annotated as synaptotagmin-10-like. Gene Ontology annotation, cellular component: membrane. The transcript has 5 exons. The record is from RefSeq and is a predicted model, not a curated record. Gene Ontology annotation, molecular function: calcium ion binding; clathrin binding; syntaxin binding. Lineage: Eukaryota; Metazoa; Chordata; Actinopteri; Batrachoidiformes; Batrachoididae. The coding region runs from base 42 to 1064 and encodes 340 amino acids. Gene Ontology annotation, biological process: calcium-ion regulated exocytosis; regulation of calcium ion-dependent exocytosis; regulation of dopamine secretion.
UCAACAGGCAUAAUUCAUUCCGACGCCACCUGCCUCGUCAGAUGAAUGUCACCAGCGUUGACUUCAGCAUGGAUGCAGUACCUCUUCGCCAGUCUUCUACAGCAAGCAUUGGAAGAAUAAAACCUGAACUCUACAAGCAGAAGUCUGUGGACAUGGCAGAUGAGGCUGGCCAGCUCGUAGAGACUUGUGGAAAGCUCAGCUUCUCUCUGUGUUACAACUAUGAGGAUCACGCCUUGGUGGUGAGAAUCCUCAAGGCCUUGGACCUUCCUGCCAAAGACUUCACGGGCACAUCUGACCCAUACGUGAAGAUCUACCUGCUACCAGAGAGGAAGAAGAAGUUCCAGACACGAGUGCAGCGCAAGAAUUUGAACCCUAUGUUUGAUGAGACCUUCUGUUUCCCUGUAGCCUACGAUGAGCUCUGCAACCGCAAACUGCACUUCAGUGUCUACGACUUUGACCGCUUCACCAGUCAUGAUAUGAUUGGCGAGGUGGUGGUGGAUAACCUCUUUGAGCUAUCUGACCUUUCCAGAGAAGUGGUGGUGUGGAAGGACAUUAACACAGCAACUACGGAGAGCGUUGACUUGGGAGAAAUCAUGUACUCCUUGUGCUACUUGCCCACAGCGGGUAGAAUGACAUUAACCGUCAUCAAAUGCAGAAAUCUGAAAGCCAUGGACAUCACAGGCUCCUCAGACCCAUAUGUGAAGGUGUACUUGAUAUGUGAUGGACGGAGAUUAAAGAAGCGAAAAACCACCACCAAAAAAAGCACUCUUAAUCCAGUUUAUAACGAGGCCAUCAUCUUUGACAUCCCACCGGAGAACGUGGAGCAAGUCAGUCUCUCUGUUAUCGUGAUGGAUUAUGAUCGGGUUGGACACAAUGAGGUGAUCGGCAUAUGUCGGGCCGGACUAGAUGCUGAAGGUCUUGGUCGAGAUCACUGGAAUGAAAUGUUGGCUUACCCACGGAAGCCCAUCACACACUGGCAUGCUCUAGGAGAGUGGCCUGGACGUGCAGCAAGUUUUGAGAGUCAAGGUUCAUGCCCUUCACCCAAACUUCCACAGACACCCUGACAGCCCAUUCCAGACGAGUCUCCAUCCAUACUGCAAGACAACAGAAGUCAAGUUGCCUGUUGGUCUCUUGUGAAUAUCUUGUACAUAAAUGGACAUCA